AUGGCCAAACAUCAUGCUGAUUUAAUUUUUUGUCGCAAGCAACCAGGUGUUGCUAUCGGUCGUUUAUGCGAAAAAUGUGAUGGAAAGUGUGUGAUCUGCGAUAGUUAUGUCCGACCAUGCACGUUAGUCAGAGUUUGCGAUGAAUGCAAUUAUGGAUCGUACCAAGGACGUUGCGUGAUUUGUGGUGGCCCAGUCCAAAAUAAUUAA
Molecule: messenger RNA, 207 nt
Organism: Cotesia congregata
Lineage: Eukaryota; Metazoa; Arthropoda; Insecta; Hymenoptera; Braconidae
Source: the annotation of a GenBank genome assembly